This is a messenger RNA of Trichomonas vaginalis G3, 513 nucleotides long. Its product is annotated as protein polyubiquitination. The coding region runs from base 1 to 513 and encodes 170 amino acids. Gene Ontology annotation, biological process: ubiquitin-dependent protein catabolic process; protein polyubiquitination. The record is from RefSeq and is a predicted model, not a curated record. Gene Ontology annotation, molecular function: ubiquitin conjugating enzyme activity. Lineage: Eukaryota; Parabasalia; Trichomonadida; Trichomonadidae. The transcript has a single exon.
AUGACCGGUUCAAGAGCGAGCGCCCAGUUAAUUCUCGCCAGACAGUUCAAGGAAAUCUCACACAACUCAACCAACAUGUUCUCUGCUGGUUUAAUUGAUAACGAUGUCUUUAAAUGGAGAGUUACAGUAUUUGGUCCGGCAGGAACACCAUAUGAAGGAGGCUAUUACCCAGCAGUACUCAAUUUUCCAGAUGACUAUCCAAAUAAUCCACCUACAAUGAAAUUCAUUUGCCCCAUGUUCCAUCCAAAUAUCAAAAACACAGGCGAAGUUUGCAUUUCCAUUCUUCACCCACCGGGCAAAGAUCAAUACGAAUACGAAGACAAAUCAGAGAGAUGGCUCCCAAUUCAUACUGUUGAAUCCAUUAUUAUCUCUGUUCUAUCCAUGCUUUCAGAUCCAAAUCCAGAAUCGCCAAUGAAUAUAGAGGCUGCAAAGAUAUACAAGAAUGAUAUCGAUGAAUAUAAGAAGCGCGUUAGAAAGACCGCCGAAGAUUCUCUACAGUAUUGUGCUCAAUAG